Anneissia japonica is the source of this 401-nucleotide messenger RNA. RefSeq names its product ubiquitin-fold modifier 1. The transcript has 5 exons. Gene Ontology annotation, cellular component: cytoplasm; nucleus. The coding region runs from base 125 to 385 and encodes 86 amino acids. NCBI's taxonomy places the organism in Eukaryota, Metazoa, Echinodermata, Crinoidea, Comatulida, Comatulidae. Gene Ontology annotation, biological process: protein K69-linked ufmylation. The record is from RefSeq and is a predicted model, not a curated record.
ACGUUCAGAGAGUUCUAAGAAUUUCAAUCUGCUGCCAUCUACGUUACGUACUGUUAGCCGCCAGAGGGGGUACUUCAAUCAACUACGAAACUGUUUACCAUCUGGUACAAUUUUAGCUUAAAAAAUGUCGAAAGUUACAUUCAAGAUCACCCUCACUUCAGAUCCAAAGUUACCCUUUAAAGUGUUGGGUGUUCCAGAAACUACACCUUUUACAGCUGUCUUGAAAUAUGCUGCAGAAGAGUUCCGGGUACCGCCAGCUACAAGUGCCAUCAUUACUAACGAUGGAAUUGGAAUUAACCCCCAACAAACCGCCGGCAAUGUAUUUCUAAAACACGGAUCAGAGCUUCGACUUAUUCCAAGAGACAGAGUUGGAUUUCGUAUAUGAAGUUAAAACGACCAAA